CGUCACUUCCGUAAACUGGGAUUUCUUCUUUCUCCCCCCACCACUGAAUAAAACAUUUGAUAUUUGCAAAAAUCUCUAUCUAUAUAUUUGAAUAAACGUUUAUUUUACAUUGCUGUUGCACAUUCAAGAUAAAGGUCUGCGCCGCGCUCUCCGUGCCGUGGAUGGGAGGAGGGAGUUGUUUGGGGAUGGUGGGGCCGGCGUAUCGCGUCUCUCGGCUCGGGUUUUCGGUAUCUUGCUAGCACACAGUCGCCUGCCCGCAUCCAAGAUGGAUUGUUUACAAGAAGAAUGAAAAACAGCCAUUAUCAUCGUGACAGCUCCUUCUGUUGUUUUGUUAUUAUUGCCUUGUCAAACUAGCAGACGUCCCCCCCGAAGAGAGUGAGUAGCUAUGGCUGAAGACAUUUGUCCUCACCUGGACUCCAUAGGAGAGGUCACCAAGGAGGACCUCCUCCAGAAAUCCAAGGGAACUUGCCAGUCUUGUGGAGCAGGGGGCCCAAACCUGUGGGCCUGUCUGCAGAAUGACUGCCCAUAUGUUGGCUGUGGAGAGUCCUUCUCUGAUCACAGCACCCUGCACGCACAGGCUAAGACGCACAACCUGACUGUGAACCUGACGACGUUCAGGAUCUGGUGUUAUGUGUGUGAGCGAGAGGUGUUUUUGGAGCACAGGCCAGCCCUGGUGCCUGUACCUGUUGUACCCCAACACUGUAAAGCCACAGAGCAGGAAGCAGCGCCUCAGCCAGUAGGUCAACCUCUAAAAGCCGUACCAAUUGCUGUGGCAGAAGAAGAAAGUUCAGAGUCGGAGGAGGAUGAGCUUAAACCCAGAGGCUUGACAGGAAUGAAGAACAUUGGCAACUCCUGCUACAUGAACGCAGCUCUGCAAGCCUUAUCCAACUGUCCCCCUCUCACUCAGUUCUUCCUGGACUGCAGUGGAUUGGUUCGGACCGAUAAGAAACCUGCUCUCUGUAAGAGCUACCAGAAACUCAUCUCAGAGCUCUGGCAUAAAAAACGGCCCAGCUAUGUCGUCCCUACCAGUCUGUCUCAUGGCAUCAAACUAGUAAAUCCCAUGUUUCGUGGUUACGCUCAGCAGGUAGGGGCAAGCACCCAGCAGGACACUCAGGAGUUCCUGCGCUGUCUGAUGGACCAGUUGCACGAGGAGCUGAAGGAGCCUCUGACAGAGUGCAGCAUGAGCGGGGAGGGGAGUGAUGGUGAGGAGAUAAGAGAUGGAGACCGCUCCCCGUCUGAGGAUGAAUUCCUAUCCUGCGACUCUGGCUCCAGCAGUGACCGGGGGGAGGGAGGGGGAGCGGGUGACAGCGAGCUGCUGCUGCAGGAUGAGUGUGACGGGGUCAGGUCACCGGCAGCGGGGAUGGUGGCUGUCAGUACCGGCGGGGUGAUCUCGGAGAAGGAGAGGCUGAAAGAAAGGAGGGUGUCUGGCUCUCCCCUCCGUGGAGGCUCGCAAGAGAUGGAUGAGGAUGCUGAUGUGGAUACCGCAGCUGUGGAAGGGGCUCCUGACAGGGGGGAGGAAGAGGAGUUGACGCCAACUCCAAACACUGAGGUCCAAAGCCAGGAGAACAACCAGUUAUCUGACACUGGGCAAGGGCAAGCCCAGAGCAACAACACCUCAGAGCCGGACAAUGAAGCAUCAAUGAGCCAGCCCCAGUCCCAGUCCACUCCCUGUAGUCCCGUGCGAACCCUUCAGGAUCUGCAUCCUAAACUGUCCUCCAGUCCACCUCGCUCCAGCCCCCUCCGCUCUGCAGGACCCGCGUACUCUUUCAAAAAAGCUCAGCUGCUGCUCAGUUGCAGGAAGAAGAAACAAUCUCACUAUCGCAGCGUGAUCUCUGACAUCUUUGAUGGCUCUAUCCUCAGUCUGGUGCAGUGUUUAACCUGCGACAGGGUCUCUACUACAGUGGAAACAUUUCAAGACCUGUCCCUUCCUAUUCCUGGUAAAGAGGACUUGGCCAAGCUCCACUCCUCCAUACAUCAGAACCUUCCAGUCAAGACCGGUGUGUGUCCCGACAAUUACAGCUCGCAGGGCUGGAUCUCCUACAUCAUGGACUCCAUUCGACGGUUCGUAGUCUCAUGUAUCCCCAGUUGGUUUUGGGGGCCCAUGGUGACCCUAGAGGACUGCCUCGCUGCAUUUUUUGCUGCAGAUGAACUCAAAGGGGACAACAUGUACAGCUGUGAGAGAUGUAAAAAGUUGAGAAAUGGUGUCAAAUAUUGCAAAGUACUUAGACUUCCAGAGAUUCUGUGCAUUCACCUGAAACGCUUCCGGCAUGAGGUCAUGUAUUCGUUCAAGAUUAGCAGCCAUGUGUCCUUCCCAUUGGAGGGCCUGGACAUGCGACCUUUCCUGGCUAAAGAAAGCCCAUCUCAAGUUACCACCUACGAUCUGCUUUCAGUUAUUUGUCACCAUGGCACUGCAGGAAGUGGACACUACAUAGCUUACUGUCAGAAUGUGAUCAAUGGCCAGUGGUAUGAGUUUGAUGACCAGUAUGUCACAGAAGUCCAUGAGACUGUGGUGCAGAACGCAGAGGCCUAUGUGUUGUUUUAUAGGAAAAGUAGUGAGGAGUCGGUGAGAGAGAGGCAGAAGGUGGUGGCUCUGGCCAAUAUGAAGGAGCCAAGCCUGCUGCAGUUUUACAUCUCCAGAGAAUGGCUGAACAAGUUCAACACCUUCGCAGAACCAGGCCCCAUCAGCAACCACACAUUUCUUUGUCAACAUGGAGGGAUCCCUCCGAAUAAAUACCACUACAUAGAUGACCUGGUUGUGAUUGUUCCCCAGAAUGUGUGGGAGUACCUUUACAACAGCUUUGGAGGCGGACCGGCAGUAAACCACCUGUAUAUGUGCGCCAUCUGCCAGGUGGAGAUAGAAGCUCUGGCUAAACGCAGAAAAAUGGAAAUAGACACCUUCAUCAAGCUGAACAAAGAGUUUCAGGCCGAGGAGGCUCCAACAGUGAUCCUGUGCAUCAGCAUGCAGUGGUUCAGAGAGUGGGAGAGCUUUGUGAAGGGAAAAGACAAUGAGCUACCUGGUCCCAUCGACAACAAUAAAAUUGGUGUCAUGAAAGGAGGACACAUACAACUCAAGCAAGGUGCAGACUACGGUCAGAUCUCAGAGGAGACAUGGCAGUACUUGUUGGGUAUUUAUGGCGGGGGCCCUGAGAUUGCAGUGAGACAGACAGUGGCUCCGGCUGACCCUGACAGCCUUCAUGGAGAGAGGAAAAUUGAGGCAGAGACCAGAGCACUUUGAGAUAAAAAGAGGUCUUCUGAUUCCCCUUUCCACUCCUGCCCUCGCAGGAAGCUGAGGAAUUUGCACCUUGGUGAACAAGCCUCGCUGUGAGCACUUUUGUAAAUGUAGCAACGCAUUAUUCUGAAACCUAGAGGGUGAAAUGGUACUUAAAUAUCACAGUUUAUUUAUUGGAUAACUCUGAUCCUCAAUCUUAAGGUGUAAAAAUAAGAUGUCGUGUCACAUCUCUGGAGCUGUUUUUGGUAGCUAUGGUAUUUCAGUGGCUGCUGUAGUGACUAGGCGUCAUCUAGCGCUAAACUGGCUGUGGCAGGCCGACAGCUGCUAGUGUCAUGAACCAGUAAGCUGAGGAGAACAGAACUACUGUGUGAUGUUUGGUUUCUUCAUGGGAAGCAACAACCAAGAGACAUUAAGAUGCUUUAUGUUGUUUACCUGUUUACUAGUUACAUAGCAACAAGUUCAAGUGAGAGAUAUUGCAUAAAUCUUACUCUUGCACCUGCAACCUUAAAUACACAGUCUAAUGGA
Molecule: messenger RNA, 3754 nt
Organism: Micropterus dolomieu (smallmouth bass)
Lineage: Eukaryota; Metazoa; Chordata; Actinopteri; Centrarchiformes; Centrarchidae
Gene: usp20
Product: ubiquitin specific peptidase 20
Exons: 26
Coding region: 386-3235 (949 amino acids)
Biological process (GO): protein deubiquitination
Molecular function (GO): zinc ion binding; cysteine-type deubiquitinase activity
Source: RefSeq, a predicted model, not a curated record